UGGCCCUAAUGGCAGUUUAAAUACGAAUACACCACUAAUGCGUACAAAAAUACAUGAAACCCCAACCAGUCUCCUUGUCCUUUUGAAAUAGGGACCGUUUAAUUACGCAAGAUUUUCAAGAGUGUUUUCGUGACUGCUAAUAAUUCCAAACACAAAUACACCAUAGCUAAGUACAAAAAACUACAAGAAAACGAGACUAAUCUAUUUAUCCUUUGAAAAUACUUCUACUGAGAGACCAAAGCGUUUCAUUACGAGCCUGCAGCAGUAUAAGGCACUGGAGAGGCGCUGGGCAUUGGGUGUUUACAGAGCAUGGUGACAAAGGACUAGCGGCGUCAGGGCGUGAAGCCAACACUGCCAGCCGAAAUUAGCCUGUGAUACCGGCCUGAAGAUACGCGUCAUGGGGUGUGGGUGUGGCUGUGGGUGUAGGUGUGGGUGUGCGUGUGGGUGUAGCGUCCUGCAUGCUUUGAUAUGUGAGUGUAUUGACUGUUAUUUGAGAUGUGCUGCUGUAUAGUGUGUGUGUGUGUGUGUGUGUGUGUGUGUGUGUGUGUGUGUGUGGUAAGUUACGUAAGGGUGAUUUAUGCUGUUAUAGGUAAUUGUCAGUGUGGGUGAGCUACGUUGUGUUGUAGAUAGAAGUAUGUUGUAGUUGUGUUGUGUGGGGUUGUGUGGGGUGUAUCUGCGUUUUGUGGAGGUGUUAUGCUGUUUUAGAUGCACGCGAGGUUGUGGCUGGGUUGUUAAAGGUCAUAGUUUACUGUGUAGGUAUGUGUGUGUGUUCAUGGUUUUGUGUAUGCUAUGUAGUAUGAGGUCAUAAUGUGGUAGACGUGUGUGUGAGGGGUGGUUAUAUUUUGUGUGUGUGUCGUGUCGUGCUGGGUUUAGUGUUCUGGUGGCCUCGUGCUCAAACUGGAUCUAACUAGAGCUGGAAAUAUGAAAAGGACACCGUAUCAGAGAGACAUGGAAGGACGGGAAAGAGAGACAGCAGUUCAUGGACUGAGCGAAGAAACUUUACUGAAUGUUACGUGAAAGUUUAACGUUAUUCAUUUAUUCACACAGAAACAGAAAUAGAGUACGAAAUGUAGUGAAGAAGAUAUUCAUUACUGUGUUGCAGGUAGAGUGAAGAAGUCAAAGAGACGAAACACUCUUUAAAACAUAUGAAAAUAAGGGAAGCUGCAAGAAUCCAUCAGGCGUACACGUGGCAGUCCCAGUAGCACGGAGCGUCCCCAGUCCGGAUUCAUCUGGCUGGAACUAGCUCUGGUGCAGGGAUGAAGAGUACCAUUCCAGGAAAAAACGGGCGGUGGGUGGACAACUCAAGCCCAGCCUCGCCAGGGGGACUUAUUUGCAAGGACUUCCUCCCCCAAACAGACCCUGACCAUUCCACAUGCUGCACCACCGCCUACCAAAGCUUCAGCGAGACGGUCCAGCAGGCAAACGAAUGGCUGAGGCGCUACGAGAAAGUCGAGGUGGUCAACUGCGAGACGCUUCCCUUCGCCUCCACGGGCUCGCAGGCUUUCCUCCCCGACUCCUGGCCCACCACCUCCCACCUCAAGGGCUUGCGGGUGUGGAUACGCGUCCCAGAGGAAAGCGGGCACGAAGGACGCUUCCUCCUCAGCUACAGGGACUACGCGCCCUACCUCGACAGGAAGAACCGCUUUAGCCGAGAUUAUGACGAUGUGACUGUUCUGAUGGAGCGGCUCAACGGUUAUCUCGCCAGCCGCACCUCACUCGCCCGCAUUGUCUCCGUGCAAACCGUGGACACCCCAAUGAGCGGAAUGGUUGAGAUGGACGUGGAUACAGACAAGUCACGCCUCACGUUCAACCAACAUGGAUACACGAAGUAUUGUCGGAUACUGCGUGUGUUCUUCCUGACUCAUUACCACAGGAACUCCGCGGAGACGCCCCUCAUGCGGUCCAAGAUUGGCCUCAGGGACUUCCUUCCCAAGACCAAGGGUGACGGCUCGACCAGGAGAGGGGAAACACUGUCUGAUGUGAUGUAUCGCGCAGUCGACUGGUGUCACACUACCCCGGGAGUCACGCUACUUAAUCUGCAGGCACUGCCACUCAAGUCGGGGCGGCCCAGCGUAGCCACUACCUGGACGUUGGAGAGUCCGGGACACCUGCCCAACAAGUUCACCACCUUCGUGCGAGUCAUCUUCACCGACCAGAACGACGGCAAGGCAGACGGCGAGGUGGGAGAUCUGGUCACUUCUAUGUCUCCCGGAAGUGGUUCAACGGAGGAAACGAAUAAACCAGAGCAGGAGGACAUAAAGAGUUCUAGAGUGACUCUGACUCCAGUAAUCAUCGAUAGUCCAAGCGAUGAAGGGUCAAAGAUAGAGGAUAAAGACUCCGGGUCGUCACUAAAAGAUGUGAGCAGCCUGCCAGGAGUAAUCAACGUGGCCGAGGCAGGAGAGACCAAGAGCAGGAUGAUGUCAGGCUUGCGAUUCAAAACAUUUGUCCCCAAACUCGCCUCGUCACCAAUUGGCGUGUGCGGGCGUGGCCAAUGGGAGUCCGUGGAGCAGACCGUGAACCGCCUGAAUUCCUGGGUGUACAUCUCCCAGGGCACUCUCCUCACUAUCCACACCCAGCUUGUCUACACCAGAGGAAGGCGCGACGAAGUGGAGGCGGAAGCUGUGAGAUGGGCGCGUCAUCUGGCCGGGGCGGGACAGGUGGGCGUGUUUCACCUGGUUAUGGACGGGGGACGGUGCACCACAGCCUUCCCUUCUGCUGUGUCUGACGCCUCUUCCUCCUGCGUCAUCCUGUAGGGGCUGAAAGGCGUACAGUGUGUCGAGAGGGUCAAGUUUGAAUUUUGCUAUCUUCUGGGGCUCAAUCGAGAUAACUUAUGUCAUCCUUAACUACCACCAGGGAACAAAAUGUAUUCUCGAAGCCCAGGAGUAAGAGUCAUGGCGUUCUUAGUUAGUUUCUGAACUCAGUAAGCAAAAAUCGUACCAUCUUUAGCUGCAAGAGAAGUUUAAGGGAAAUUCCUGCUUUAGUAAUCUUUAAAUCAUGCCAUUCUUCACUCCAAUAAAUUAUUUAAAUGAUUUUUUUUUUAAUCUCAGCAGAAUAAAAUUAUGCCAUAUAUAGCUUAAUUAGAGAUUUAAAAGGAUAAUUUGAGCUCAGCCAACUUUGAACCAUACUUUUGUCAACUCCAAUAAUGUUCAAAGAAGAUUCUGAACCGAACAGGCUAAAACCAUACCAUAUUUAGCUUCAACCAAAGUUUAAAGGGCGGUUCUGAAUUCAAUAAACACUAGAUCAUACCUUACUUAACUUCACAAGAGGGUUUAAAGGGAGGUACAGAUCUUAGCAAUCCAUCUUACAAGCCUCCGGUCCCUGAGUCCAGCCUUUAGUAUCACCCUGCAGGAACGGAGAGGAUUCCUUAGGGCUUAGGGCCUGCACGUAGCAGCUGGAGAUAGGAGGAACUAGGGGGUUCGACUGCUCGGGGCUUAUAAGCAAAACAAGAUACAGACAGCACGUGCGCGCCAGGACAGGAAUGUUGGAUAUUUAAUACUGUGAGAAUGAAACCACUUUUGUAUUCAUAGUCUUGAGUCUCGACCACGUGGGGUUCUGUUGACUUAAUCUUAUCCUCGACGCAGAUUCUGUUUGCGUUCAUCGUCUUGAGAAAAUAUCGGGGAGAAUGUUGUGUUUUGGUUUGGUUCGUCUUGUCUUGGCUUGACUUGUUUUAUUUAUCAAUGUAGCUUUGUUGGUGUCAAAUUAUUAAAUGUAAGAUUAAUGACAAAUAAAGAUUUUUUUUUAUAUAUGUAUA
Messenger RNA from Scylla paramamosain (green mud crab), 3751 nucleotides. RefSeq lists its product as uncharacterized. The coding region runs from base 1257 to 2753 and encodes 498 amino acids. NCBI's taxonomy places the organism in Eukaryota, Metazoa, Arthropoda, Malacostraca, Decapoda, Portunidae. The record is from RefSeq and is a predicted model, not a curated record. The transcript has 12 exons.